CUUUCCCCUCUGCCUGGAGGAUGCUUUUUCUCGAUGGCAUCUGAUGAAUUCUCAACUGGGAAACAGUAACAGGUCUGCCGAACAUCUCAUCUCCCAUGUCACCGGGACGUCUCCAUGGCGAUGUUUAGCAGUGCAGAGCGGGUCUGGAACGAAACGGACCGCCUGUGGUGGGACUCGGAGAGGAACGAGAGCUCAGAGGCGUCAGAGCAGGAUGAGCGUAACUACUACGCCAUGCUCUACUCCCUGCUCAUCCUGGCCAUCGUGUUUGGAAACGUACUGGUGUGUAUAGCCGUGGUGAGGGAGCGCUCCCUGCAGACCACCACCAACUACCUGGUGGUCAGCCUGGCUGUGGCCGACCUGCUGGUGGCCUCGCUGGUGAUGCCCUGGGCCGUAUACCUGGAGGUGGUCGGCGGGGCCUGGCUCUUCAGCCGGCUCUACUGUAACGUCUUUGUCACGCUGGAUGUGAUGAUGUGCACCGCCAGUAUCCUCAACCUGUGUGCUAUCAGCAUUGACAGGUACACAGCCGUGGUGAUGCCCGUCCUGUACAACAUCACGUAUCGCUCCAAGAAGAGAGUGUCUGUGAUGAUUGGCACCGUGUGGGUCCUGGCCUUCACCGUCUCCUGCCCGCUGCUGUUUGGUUUCAACACCACAGAUGACCCGCUGGUGUGCUCCAUCUCCAACCCUGACUUUGUGAUCUACUCCUCGGUGGUGUCCUUCUACCUGCCGUUCAUCGUCACUCUGCUCGUCUACAUCCGCAUCUACGUCUUCCUCCGGAUGAGGAGGAAGAGGAUAAUCUUCCGUCAGGCCAGCCGUAAAGUGCAGCCGGGCUCCACUGCACCGUCUGUGGAGACCUGUCUACAAGAGGAGACUCCCAAGGCAAAGCAGGACCUGUCCCCUAUAAGGAUCAAAGUGCAGGGCGUAGAGCCUUCAAGUCCCUCCAAGCCCAACCUGUUGUCAGAGUGUUUGUGGCGCAAGCGUCCGAAGACGAACCCCGUGGACUCCGGUCUGCCUCCGGUGGACACGCAGAACAGCCUCAGCCACGCCUCCUGCGGUCGCACCGAGAUGGAGCCGGAGAGAGGGGAGGAGGAGGACGACCAGAACGACCGGCCUGCCGUCAGGAGGAACUGCGAGGUGAAGGAUCUGUCAAACGGACGAACGCACACGACAGUACGGUGGACGGCUCAAUCACAAAUCAACAGUUCAAGAUUCAGGAGCAUGCACGCACGUGAGAAAAAGGCCACUCAGAUGCUGGCCAUCGUGCUGGGGGUGUUUCUCAUCUGCUGGCUGCCCUUCUUUGUGACUCACAUAGUGAACACCCACUGCAGGACAUGCUACGUGCCUCCUGGGCUUUACAGCGCUUUCACCUGGCUGGGUUACGUCAACAGUGCCCUCAACCCUAUUAUCUACACCACCUUCAACAUCGAGUUCAGACGGGCUUUUAUCAAGAUUCUCAGCUGCUGAGCGACAGGAUAUUAAAAAAUUGAUAUUACUAAGUGUGGUGCACUUACUGAAAC
Messenger RNA from Trematomus bernacchii (emerald rockcod), 1514 nucleotides. RefSeq names its product dopamine receptor D3 (gene drd3). The transcript is spliced from 8 exons. Bases 115 to 1461 code for a protein of 448 amino acids. Gene Ontology annotation, biological process: adenylate cyclase-activating adrenergic receptor signaling pathway. Gene Ontology annotation, molecular function: dopamine neurotransmitter receptor activity, coupled via Gi/Go; G protein-coupled receptor activity. Gene Ontology annotation, cellular component: membrane. NCBI's taxonomy places the organism in Eukaryota, Metazoa, Chordata, Actinopteri, Perciformes, Nototheniidae. The record is from RefSeq and is a predicted model, not a curated record.